Molecule: messenger RNA, 768 nt
Organism: Nannizzia gypsea CBS 118893
Lineage: Eukaryota; Fungi; Ascomycota; Eurotiomycetes; Onygenales; Arthrodermataceae
Product: SVP26
Exons: 2
Coding region: 1-768 (255 amino acids)
Biological process (GO): endoplasmic reticulum to Golgi vesicle-mediated transport
Cellular component (GO): COPII-coated ER to Golgi transport vesicle; Golgi membrane; endoplasmic reticulum membrane
Molecular function (GO): COPII receptor activity
Source: RefSeq, a predicted model, not a curated record
AUGUGGAUUCUACCGUUACUAGGGUACCUCGGAGUGAUAAUAGGAUUCUGCUUCCUGACGCUGGCUAUAGCCUCCGGCCUCUACUAUCUCUCCGAACUCGUUGAAGAACACACCGUGAUAGCUCGGCGUCUCCUAACACGACUGAUAUACAGCAUCAUAGCCGUGCAUGUCCUUCUCUGGCUUAUAGAUGGGUUCCCAUUCUAUCUCUCCGUACUCAGCAUCUUCUCCCAUAUAGUUUACGCCGGCAACCUUCGACGAUUCCCAAUCGUCAAACUCUCGGAUCCUAUUUUCCUAUCUUCCUGUGUUCUUGUCGGAUUGAAUCAUUGGCUAUGGUUCAGAUACUUCUCGAGCCCGGAAUAUAAUUCUAGUGGAGGGAAUGCCCCUACAUCAUGGAACCGAGGCGGAUGGAAGUCUUCUGGUGGAGGAUCGAGUUAUAAUUACUACGGUGCGGCCGUGGAUACGCCUUCGUUUGGUGAAAUAGCUUCAUAUUUCGGACUCUGUGUGUGGUUGAUUCCGUUUGCACUGUUUGUCAGCCUGAGCGCUGGAGAGAAUGUGCUGCCUAGCAUGGGAUCUGAGUAUGCGACUGGAUCAACCUCAUCGAAUAAUGCAUCUGUUGAUGGGAAUGCAUAUGGUGAGAGCAGCUCCAACUCAGCUAAGACUAAGAGCAAAGGAAUGGCAAAGGCGUUAGUUGAUGGUACUAUGGAAUGGGUUAGUGAGAGCGGAGAGGUGAUGGGAUUCUGGGGUGGGCAAAGGACAAGAAGAUUCUGA